Molecule: messenger RNA, 1375 nt
Organism: Drosophila serrata
Lineage: Eukaryota; Metazoa; Arthropoda; Insecta; Diptera; Drosophilidae
Product: phospholipase B1, membrane-associated
Biological process (GO): phospholipid metabolic process
Molecular function (GO): glycerophospholipase activity
Source: RefSeq, a predicted model, not a curated record
AUGACUUGUAUCACUCACAUCUUGUGCCUGUUUUUAAUGCUGCUUAAUGUCUCUGCAAAUCUUCGCAUUCGGCGACAGGAUCGCUCCCAUCAGUUGCUGGCGGAUAUAGGAGUACGUCCUCAGUCCUGGAAUCCCCGGGCCCUGGAGAAUGGCAUUCAGCAAUAUACUUUUAUUGAUCGUAAUCUGCGACAUCUUUUCCUGGGCACCCGACAGCUCACUCUGGGCUGGGCCCUGAACCACAUUGAGGCACUGAGCAGCCGUGGAAGGCGUGAGGGAAAGAUUCAGAAAAGGAUACCCAAGAAGGUGCCAUUUCCCUGUCCCACAAACAACACACGUUCUGUAAAUCCACCCACCUCGAUAGAGCAACUACGUCCUGGAGAUAUAGACAUUAUAGCUGCUUUUGGGGAUUCCCUGUCAGCGGGCAAUGGUAUCCUUUCCAACAAUGCCAUCGAUAUGAUCAAUGAAUUUCGUGGUUUAACCUUCUCUGGCGGCGGGAUGGCAGACUGGAGACGCUUCUUGACGCUGCCCAACAUCCUGAAGGUCUUCAAUCCGAAGCUAUAUGGCUUCUCGGUGAGCAACAGUUUGGUGGCCAAUUAUCGCCAUUCCCGGCUGAAUAUUGCCGAGCCAAUGGUCAUGUCCCGUGACCUGCCCUUCCAGGCUCGAGUCUUUAUUGAUCGAUUGCGUCGGGAUCCCAAUGUGGACAUGAAACGUCACUGGAAACUGCUGACUGUGUAUGUGGGCAACAAUGAUAUCUGCUCGGAUCUGUGUCACUGGGACAAGCCGGAGUCGUUCUUGGAGCAGCAUGCCGCCGAUAUGCGUCAGGCCUUUCGAUUGCUGAGAGAUCAUGUGCCUCGUCUGCUGAUCAACUUGAUUGUGGUACCCAAGAUUCAGGAUGUGCUGUCCAGCAUGACCCAGUUGCCGUUGCAGUGUUUUGUGGUGCAUCGCAUUGGAUGUCACUGCCUGGUGGAUGAUCGUUUGAGCUCCAGCCAGUUGAAAGAGCGCCAGCAGACGGUACUCCGGUGGCAGCAACUGGAUUUGGAGGUUGCCCGACUGCCAGAGUUCCAUCGCGAUGACUUUGCCAUUGUGGCUCAUCCAUUGAUCACUAAUAUUACGGCUCCCAAGUUACCGGACGGCGGCACUGAUUGGCGUCUCUUCUCCCACGACUGUUUCCACUUUAGCCAACGGGGACAUGCGAUCCUGGCGAAUUUGCUCUGGAACAGCAUGUUGCUGCCCGAUGAACUCAAGCCGCAAUCUUCCAAGGUGCCCGAGGUGCUUGAGCAGAUCGUCUGUCCCAGCCAAGAGCAUCCCUUCUUUGUGGUCAGGCCCAGUUGAAGGUCAGCAGGCGGGUUAGGUUACCUUUUUUUUUUGAGAGGUG